This is a messenger RNA of Aquila chrysaetos chrysaetos, 967 nucleotides long. Its product is annotated as transmembrane protein 160-like. The annotation marks the transcript as partial. NCBI's taxonomy places the organism in Eukaryota, Metazoa, Chordata, Aves, Accipitriformes, Accipitridae. The record is from RefSeq and is a predicted model, not a curated record. The transcript is spliced from 2 exons.
GGGGCUGGGGGCGGGGCAGGUGGGCCCAGGGGGCAUCCCCUCCCCCUGCCCCGCUGACCCCCCCCCGCUCCCCCUCCCCCCAGGUCUCCUCUCCUGGUUCUGUAAUGGGCUCCUGGCCACCGGCAUCAUCUCCUAUGUCCAGAGCGACACCGGUCAUGAUGCUGCCUACGGUGGGGAUGGCUUUUUCAUCUUGGGGGGCCUGUGCGUUUCCUACGGGGUGGGCUCCUACCUGGUGAACCUGGCGCUGCUGCGGCAGCCCAUGAUGCUGCCGGCACCCACCACUGCCACCAAUGCCACUGCCAUGCUGCUGGCCCUGCUCUGGCUCUGUGCCCUCUCCCUCUACAUCGGGCGUUUAGAGGUGGAGAUCAUCCCCGAGGAGCCCCCCAAAAAGUGACCCCGGGGUGGGGGGGGGAGAGAGAGAGAUGAUAACAGGGAUCCCCCUCAGUGAUGGGGUGGGAAAAUACCCCCUGGGGGAUUGGAAACUGCCUUGGGGGGGGUAAAAACCAAUGCAGGGGGGUUAAAUCUACACUAGGGGGGAUUAAACCCCCCCCAGUGGGGAUUAACACCCCCACCAGUGGGGAUUAAACUGCACCCCAGGAGGAUUAAAAGCCCUUUGGGAGGAUUAAGCCUCUCUCCCCAGGAGGAUUAAAUUAUUUAAUCCCCCCCCCCGGGAGGAUUAACACCCCACCCAGGAGGAUUAAAAGCCCCCCCCCGGGGGAUUAACCCCCCCAGAAGGAUUAAAACUGCCCCUGGGAAGAUUAACCCCACCCCAGGGGGAUCAAAAACACCCGGAGGGUUGGAUUAAAAUCCAAUUAAAGCCCCCCCCAGGUGCUGUUUUUGUGCAAAACCCCCCAGUUUUGGCUGCUUUAUAUUUAUUCACUCACCCCCAGCGCGGGGGGGUGGGGGGGUCUGCACCCUCCUGGGGCGUUUGCUGCACCCACCAUGUUUGCAUGCUCAUUCCUGCUGC